GCAAAUUUUUUUUAUAUGCUGGUGACGAAGUGGUUGUCAUUGUGAGUUCACGUCCGUGUGCCUGUAUGUGUGUGAACUUGUGUUGAUUUUGUCCGUGCGGGGGAGCGAGACAGCUAGAAAGGGGGCAGCGGUGGGGGUCUUCAGCCACAGAGUUUCGAUUUUCCAUCCAUAUAUCUACACUCGCAGCGGAAAAAGAGAGUGAGCUAAUGUGAGAGAGAGGAGCGCCCCGUCUGGUCUGGGUACAUUUUACCACACUGCGUCUUUGUCUGCCGUCGAGUCGGGAUCUCCGCGUCUGCAUACAUACAAUAUUUUAUUGCUGGUUUUGGUGGUAAAUUUGCAUUGUUAACGGCCGCGGCCAGACGUGCCCCGCUUCUUUAACACACACGUCUCUCAAAUGAAUACCGAUCAUCAAGUGUUUUCCCCUAUAUUGACUCUCGUAUAUAGCCAAAUGUAAAAAAAAAAAAACAAAAUAAAAAUAAUAAUAAAAAAGAAAUCAACAAAUAGCGAUACUGAUACCGAAAGCAACUAAAACGAAAGUGUAUACUAAAUACAAGCCCGUAUGUACCACAUAAGACUGCCAUCUGCCCUUUGCGUUGCCGUGCCGUUGACACUUUUGUAUCUGGCUGUAUUCGUAUCUGUAUCUCAAACUCACUGACCAACUACUGCAAGCGCAACUGCAAAUGCAAAUGUAAUCUGCAAACUGCAAACUGCACACACCUGAAUCUCAGCUCAGCUCAACUUUUAAACGUUUAAUCCUCGAACUGCCUACAAAACCAACCAACCUAUCAGCCAACCAGAACCAAUCAACAAACCAACCUAUCAACGGUCUACCGCAACUGGCAAACCAAACGGCUUUAGUUUCUGAGUGAAUAAAAAAGAAAAAGCCCAAAAGAAAGCUCUCGUCCAAACGAAAGUCGAAUAGCAACAUCAGCGGCAGCCGCAGCAGCAACAACAACAGCCACUGCAAUUGCAACACACGCAGCAGCAGCAGCAGCAUGCUCAACUCAAAUGCCAGCAGCGGCAACUUGGGCAACGGCAACAACAUCAGCAUCAUAACCACCAACAACAAUCAUGGGGGCAGCAGCCGUCGACCCUUUUCCCGUAAUUCCUCAUCGGUCCGCUCGCAUCGCGGCGGUGGGGGCGGAUUGGGUAGUCGUAUGCUCUACUCGCCACACCCACAUCAGCAUGCCCACUCGCAGCAGCAGCAACAACAACAACAACAGCAGCAGCAACAACAAGGGCAGCAGCGAUCCAGCAGCAACAACAUCACUCUUUUACCUGGACACAGUCCCUGGUGCAACGUCAAUUUGAACGGCAGCAACGGCAACAACAACGGUGGCAACAACAACAAUAACAACAGCAACAACAACAACAACAGCAACAAUGUCAAUAACAAAGAUGCAAACCCAAAUUGCGAUGUACAAACAAGUAAUUCUAGCGGAACUUGUAUUUAUAACAAUAGCAAAGCGCAUCAUCAUCACAACAACAGCAACAACAAUGGUCACACUCAGAGCCACAGUCACACUAAUCACCCCCAUUCUCCACACACCCCCACCAUUCACCAACCCCACCCUCAAAUGCACACCCACCACCCGCAUUCAAGUCCACCUCAGCAGUAUAACAGUUACCGCCAAUAUCCACCGCAUUCCCCGAACUCCCCACACAGCAACGGUCAUACUAACAGCAACAACACUAGCAACAAUCCAAGUAGUCAGCGUCCUCCUCAACAGCCUUAUGGUAGUACUGUCCAUGGCAAUCAAAACCAGAAUUCCUCCUAUCCCAGUUACUACGAGAUGUGUCCGGGAAGUAGUGGAUCACAGACCCACACCUAUGGAUCCAUGUCCGUUUCCCUGGUGAGACUGAAUCCCGCCCGUUUGUGCCUAACGCUAGGACCUGCCACGCCACCAUCCCAGCGCGUAGUAUCCUUCAGCCAUAGAUCCAAUUCCAAUUCCAGUUCCAACUCCAGUUCCAGUUCCAAUUCCAGUGAUCAGAAUCAUUAUAGCCCACCGCCACGUAGUCAGUACCAUCAUCCCAAUCCACAUCAGUACCAAUACCAGUACCAUCCGCAACAACAGUACCAUCCAUUGCAUAACCCACAGCAACAGACUAAUCGCCAAUCCCUCCCGCUAACACGAACGAAUUCAAAUUCAACCAACGCAACAACUUUCAAUUCAACCAAUCCAACAACAAAUAGUAAUCCUACUGAUGUUGUGAAUGUAAAUUCUUGUACCGAUAUAAUUCCUCAUGGGUCUUCGUCUUCGUCUGCGUCGUCGAUGCUGCCCCAACAACCACAACAACAACAACAAAUUAAUAACGCAUCCGCACCCAUCAAUAGCCACAGCCAGGGACAGGGACCAGGAAACUCACCCAAUCUUGGCCACAACCAUCAGCGUGGCUACAACAACAACAACAUCAAUAUCAACACCCGUGGUAUCGGGAAUGGACUCGGUAAUGGUAAUACCAACGGACCACCCGAAUAUAUGAACUACCGUCGUGGCCUAUGUCCUGCCCUAUCACGGGACUACUCUGGCAAUGGCAACGGACACGGCCACAAUGGACGUCGCUAUAUGUCCGAUCAUCUCAAUAACGCCUCCUCAUCCAACGGCCUCAUCAAUAACGGACACCAUCAGCGCAACUACAACGAUAGGAACUUGAAUAACCACUUUGGAAACUCUGAUCAGGGUGGACCGGACCAUCGGGACAGAGCUGAGGGCUCGUCGUACAACUUUAUCCGCAAUGGAGGUGGUAGCGGAGGAGGGUACGGGCGCAAUGGAUCGCAUUACCAGCACAUGUCUUAUGGAAACAAUAAUGGUGCCUCCACAUCCUCCGGUGGGCAAGGGCUAAUGGGAGAAUUGCCUUCAGGAUCAGGUCUAUCGGGUUCUUCGCUAUCGCUGAACAACGGACCCGGCGGCCUCAACUCGGACAGUCCGUCACGAAAGCGUCGCCGCAUAUCCGGAAGGCCCCAGAACGGACCGCAGCCACAGCACCGCUGUCUUAUGGCCCACCAGAUGCAGCAGGGAAGUCCUCCACUUCGACGUCCACGAUUGCGCGAUGUGGCCACCUCCACGCAGCAGCAACAGCCGUACGGCCAGCAGGUUCACCAUCCUCAGCAGCAGCCUUCUAACUACCACCCGAUGCACCACCAUCAACCCCAAACCCACUACGUCCCUCAGCAGCAGGUGCCACCGCCUCAUGUCCAACGUUCGCCGUGGGAUUUAGGCAGCAGUGGAGGAAGCACCAGUGGAGCAACCUCCAGCAGCUCGGUGGGUCCCAUUCUGCAGCAGGUGCAGGCGCCUCCGCAGCCACCGAGUCACCAGCAAACGGUGGGCUAUCCACCGGCACCACCACAGCCUGCCUCCCUUAUGGUGGACCUUAAUUUGAAUCAGGUGCCUGUGAGUCUCCAGUUGCGUCCGUCGGAACCCUUCUGGGCCUCUUUCUGCACGUAUCCAAUUCCGGCGCAGGCUAGGUUGGCUCCAUGCCACCUGCAUGGUGUCUACACGCAGCCCUUCCCCACCGCCCCGCCACCCGGAUUGGCUGCUCCGCCGCUCCAACAACAACAUCAGCCACUUAUACAAGCCCAGCAAAUGAUAGCCCAGGCCACGUUGACCGCCCAGCAGCAGCAGCGUGAGGUGGUGGCCAUUACGACGACCAAUCUGGGACCCAUUGACGCUCCCGGUGCCCAUGGCCAUCCUCACGCUCAUCCACAUGCUCAUCCGCAUCCUCAUCAACUGCCGCCGGGCAUCCACAUCACCCCUCUGAGUGGAGCUGCGGCAGCGGCUGCCACACACCACCUACAUUCCACGGCGGCAGCUGCAGCGGCCGUUGCCGCUCAGGCCAGCGCCCAGAUGUCUGCCGGGCCGCAGCAGAUCAUCAUUUCGUCGGAUCGCCGCACAUUCCCGCCCCACCGCCGCAUACCGCGCUUCUGGCCGGCUAACCAUGGUCAUCGUCAUGUCCUGCCGCCCCAGUCGCUCGCCGCCCACCAGGCUCCGGUGCAGAUCCAGGCCACCUCGGGCAUUAUCAACCCGGGCUUCUUGCUCAACUUCCUGGCUAUGUUCCCGCUAUCGCCUUACAACCAACAUGAUCUAAGCUCCGGCGACACCAAUGAAACGGAGAACUAUGAGGCAUUGCUCAGUUUGGCCGAGCGAUUGGGCGAAGCCAAGCCAAGGGGGCUCACCCGCAAUGAGAUUGACCAAUUGCCCAGUUACAAAUUCAACCCGGAGGUGCACAACGGCGAUCAAUCAUCCUGCGUUGUUUGCAUGUGUGACUUUGAGCUGCGUCAGCUUCUGCGCGUCCUUCCCUGCUCCCACGAAUUCCAUGCCAAGUGUGUGGACAAAUGGCUGCGGUCGAAUCGCACUUGCCCAAUUUGUCGUGGCAAUGCCUCCGACUAUUUCGAUGGCGCCGAUCAGCAGCAACAGGCGCAGGCAACAGCCGGAGCUGCGGCUGCACUAAGCAGCACAUCCGGGGGAAAUGCUGGAGUGUCGGGAUCAUCUGCGGCAACGACUGCCACCGCCAAUCCUCAGCAAAGCCAGGCGGCCUAGACCCCUAAUCAUAUUCCACAACACCUCUCCAGCUUUGGCUUUUCCGGGCGAUGAGUGGACAAGGUGAAGGAGUUCAUCGGGAUGGAAAGUUGGCCAGAGGCGGGGGACCCUCCCACCACCGCCAUCACUUGAUGUAACGCGCAACGAAUCCAACUGCCAAACCGUCGACGCUUCCUCCUCAGCUGUAAGCCCCCGCCCACCUGGCCAAAAAUAUGAUAGAACCAACCCGCUCCUUCCCUCAACCACGCCCUCGCGCAACUUGACGCCUCUUCAAUAGCUUGUCUUAGACAUUAGUUUGUAUGUGAGUAAUGGUAACCGUAAUUAGGAGUAACCCAUAUAUGCAUACCACCAAGAAUUCAACUAUAGUUAAACAGCGUAUAUAGAAUAUAUAUAUAUAUAAAUAUAUAUUUGUGUGUAUAGAGAAAGAUAAAGCCGUAAAACAAGUGUCUGUAUAUAAGCCAAGAUUUGCACAAAAAUUCAUAAUAGAUUUUCUUUGCCUUUCACACUCGAGGAUACCCUAUAAUCCAUAAAAAAAAAAACAAC
Molecule: messenger RNA, 5081 nt
Organism: Drosophila eugracilis
Lineage: Eukaryota; Metazoa; Arthropoda; Insecta; Diptera; Drosophilidae
Gene: mura
Product: transcription factor mef2A
Exons: 10
Coding region: 996-4538 (1180 amino acids)
Source: RefSeq, a predicted model, not a curated record